This is a messenger RNA of Penicillium paradoxum, 753 nucleotides long. Its product is annotated as GNAT family N-acetyltransferase. Gene Ontology annotation, molecular function: acyltransferase activity, transferring groups other than amino-acyl groups. The record is from RefSeq and is a predicted model, not a curated record. The transcript has a single exon. Bases 1 to 753 code for a protein of 250 amino acids. NCBI's taxonomy places the organism in Eukaryota, Fungi, Ascomycota, Eurotiomycetes, Eurotiales, Aspergillaceae.
AUGUCUACUACUGUGCAACACGCAAUUCAAGCCCCGGACGUUCUGCAAUUUACCCCAGAAACUCCAUUAGUUUACACUAUUGAGGUCUUUUCUCAAACCGAACUUCUCAAACAACCCUUCCUAUCUGAGCUUCAAGAAGUCAUCAACGAGAGCUACCGCGAUCCGGGUGGGGCUGCUUUCGAGAAAACGUCUCCUCGACUCAAGAGCGAGACCCAGCUUGCCAACGAGCUGCAAGAAACCGGCUUUACUGCCAUCGCAUUCGAUGGAAACGCGAUCAUCGGCUCAGCAAGCCUGAAAAUCUGGGCGCCCUAUUCUGAAGGCCCCGUGUGGAAGUUACCAGGCCACUUUGACCAGUUUCGCUCUGAGGAGAUCAUCUCGCCGAGUACCGCUCUACUAGAAAGUAUUAGUGACGAAGCUCAAAGUACAGUCUGUGAGGGGACGUUCGAACUCGCGGCGGUUGGUAUUAAGCCGAAUCCUCGAUACAGAAGAAAAGGCAUUGCGGAAAUUUUGGUUAGGGAGUGUGAGCAGGAAGCAAAGAGGCGCACUGGACUCCCCCAGUUGCGAAUCACGCUCAAGGUUGUCCGGGAUGUCGCAGGGGAUUAUUGGCUGAAGAAAGGUUUUCGUGUCAUCGGGGAACAAUACUGUCCUCCGUUAACAUGGGAUUAUAAGACAGGCUUUGUUCUUUGGGCUAUGGAGAGAGAGAUAUCUACUUUUCAGCAGAGCUAUAUUCAGGCUGUUCCUAUAUGUAAAUAA